AAACCUGCUGGGAUGUUUUCAGCCUUGGCCCGAGCUGCCUGAGCCCCCCCUGGGCCUGGAGGCUGCCUCUGGCUGGGGCUCAGCGGGCAGCCUUCUGGGACAGCCAUUUCUGAUUCAAGCCGGUGUUAAGCCAGCUGUCUGAGGACAGAGCGGAGCUGCUCCACCUCCGCCCGGCGUCCGACGGCAGCGGCAUGGCGCUCCGGGGAGCCUGCCUGCUCCUCUGCCUUCUCUCCCUCACCCAGGUCUCCACCCAGCAAAAUGCCAAAGUCCAGCAAAAAGCAGCAGCUUCCAAGAAAGAUGGUGUGAUCCUCAAAAUUAUUGAAGACCUGAAGGCCAUGAUUGACAACAUCUCUCAAGAAGUUGCUCUACUGAAGGAAAAGCAAGCACUCCAGACAGUUUGCCUGAAAGGCACCAAAAUUCACCUAAAAUGCUUUCUUGCAUUUUUGGAGACGAAGACAUACCACGAGGCCAGCGAAAACUGCAUCUCACAGGGAGGCACGCUUAGCACCCCCCAGAAUGGGGAGGAGAAUGAUGCCCUCUACGACUACAUGCGCAAGAGCAUUGGCUCCGAGGUGGAGAUCUGGCUGGGCCUCAACGACAUGGCGGCAGAGGGCAAGUGGGUUGACAUGACGGGCGGCCCCGUCCGCUACAAGAACUGGGAGACUGAAAUCACCACCCAGCCCGAUGGUGGCAAGCUGGAAAACUGCGCAGCCUUGUCGGGGGCCGCGGUCGGCAAGUGGUUCGACAAGAGGUGCAAAGACCAGCUGCCCUACGUCUGCCAGUUCAUGAUCGUGUAGCAGCAGGGUCUCCCCCCCGCCCACCCCCUUUGGCAGCAGGAUUAUAAAGCAAUAGGUAUGUGUAUGUGUACAUGUACGUAUGCAUCCACAUGUGCACAUGUUCAAGUAGAGUCACACUUUGCAGAGAAAGUUGUCACGGCUCAGUAUUGGAUUAGAGAGCGUUAGAGCAUUUUGUUUGGCCACAUCCAGCCCUGUUAGCAGCUGCAUCAUUCUUACUAAGGCACGAUUUAUAGGUAUAUUUUUUUACACAGGGAAUUUAUUAGGACAGCUCGGUUGUUUCGGCAAAGAACGAGCGCAGCAGUCCAGCCUUGCGAACAGCCACCUUGGCUGCCUGGGACUGUUGCUCUGCCUUGUCCUCUCCCAUCUUGCUGAGCUUUGCUGGGACACCAGCAAAGCUAGUUCCCACUUUCUUCUCCUGUUUUGGUUUGCCAUAAGCCCUGGUAGUGAGGCACACAGGAUUGAGCUACUUCUCCCUCACAGCACCCCGAUUCAGGCUCCUGGGGAUCGAGGUGCUGUCUCAACGAGCAGAGGGAGUUACCUCUGCUUUGUGUUGAGAGAUACAAUCGGGCUUACUGGCUGAGUACCAGGUGUUCAAUGGGUUGUCCAACUCAUCCAACUACGUGCAUGAAUGAAUUAGCAAGUACUAGGCAUGGGUUGACUUACUGAGAAAGGGGGCGUCCUUUCCAGAAGCAUUCCCCAUUUUGUUGGUCCUUUUCUCAUCAGUCAGAAGCCAAUGUUCCACUGAUUUCAGUGGGAGAACUAGACCCAUUGCCAGAUCUUUUUUAAAAAAAAAUCCCGUCAGAAGCUUUAUUUAUUCUUCAGUAUCACAGAGGAAGCAGCAAUGACUUACAACAUCAAAUACAUUCUUAGAAACAGAAGAUGAAAGUAUUAGGUAAAUUAUAGAAAUGUAAUGCUAUUAGGGAAUAUGCUGCCAUAU
Messenger RNA from Phalacrocorax carbo (great cormorant), 1734 nucleotides. The record is from RefSeq and is a predicted model, not a curated record. Lineage: Eukaryota; Metazoa; Chordata; Aves; Suliformes; Phalacrocoracidae.